Penicillium hordei is the source of this 1035-nucleotide messenger RNA. RefSeq lists its product as uncharacterized. The coding region runs from base 1 to 876 and encodes 291 amino acids. Lineage: Eukaryota; Fungi; Ascomycota; Eurotiomycetes; Eurotiales; Aspergillaceae. The record is from RefSeq and is a predicted model, not a curated record. The transcript has 3 exons.
AUGCGGUGUUUUAUUUUGACCGUGCUCUGCACCAUCCUGUUGCUGGGGACGAUAUCAUCGGCUUGGCCAUGGCGGCCCUAUGGAGCACUUCUGGGUGCCUCCUUGGAUAAGCGAGCAGACACCACAGAUGCAACAACCGCUCAAACCUCUGAAUCUACCACGGAAGCCUCCACAGCCCCCAAGACUUCUACCGGAACCACCACCGGAACAAACACCGAUACCAACACCGACACCAACACCGACACCAAAACAGGCACUGCAACCGAUUCCGGGACGACCGGCACAGCAACUGGCACGAAGACGGGAAAAAGCAAGACUACCGCCACAUCCUCAAUCUCCAUUGACCCUGCUGCCGCUGCUGGCGGUGUGUCCAUGAUCACCCCCGUUUCCUCGUCCACGACCUACUACAAGAUCGGCGAGGACGUGACAUUUGUGUGGAACUACACCUCCCUGUCGGUCACGCCAUCUGCAGUCAACGUCGUGGCUUCAUGCAGUCUCAACUCGAUGACAUACACGCUCAGCUCCAACAUGAGCGUGAAGCAAACCGGAAGCGUUGUGUGGGAUACCGGAAAGUACCAGAAGUCGGCUACCAUUCCGUUGCUUACCGCAUCGUAUACUCUGAUCGUCUACGAUGCUAGCAAGGACAUCGACGACACCGCGAGCGCAGGAUACUUGAGCUCGCAGAACGGUGGUUACGUCUUCGGGAUGUACACCCCCCAGCCUUACACCCCACUUAAUCAAUUCAAGUGUGCCACCUGCAGUGGCGCCCUGUCCGAAACCAGUCGCCUGGCCAUCAAAUUUACCGUCGGCAUGGCCGUGAUCACCUUCGCUUCGUUCACCUGGUUUGCGGGCAGCGCUGGCGUUCUCACCACGUGAAAAGCACUCACUCGGUGGACUCGCAUUGACUUAUCAUGAACAUAUUUUUUCCAUUUUGGGGCGUUGCAUUGUUGAAGCGAUCUGGAUUCACGAUAAUAGCAAGAAAGCGGCGUUGCGCGAUACUUUUUAUUUAUAUUUGUAUACUUUUUGCAUUUUAUC